GUUGCUUUGUUAGAACAACCACAGAUGUAUCAUUUCAUGAGGUUGUGAGUGCACAUCCUACACCAACAUGGCAUCCGGUCUCUACUACACGGAUGGUGCAGGGAGCAUCCAAGACGAUGACUCCGAUGAAGAGCAGGAGAUUUUCUCGGUCAGCGGACGUAAUGGGGGACUUGCAUUCAGCCGGGCGGAUGCCAAGUCCCCUGGCUUUGGCGCGAUGGACGAUGACAUCGAAUUGAGCAUUGAUGCUCAGGAAGACAUCAAUGCCAUCUCAGAGCAGAACUCUAGACCGGCAAGAGACGGGCAGGAUCUCAGACGAGGCGCAGAUCCCCCCUCCUAUCAGACUGACAUCACAACCACCUCGAUACCCAGAGGGUCACAAGAGGGAGCGGACGAGAUAGAGGCAAUGGUGGACAAACUUUUAACCGUGAUCGGCUUGGGAAGGUUUCACCUGCUCUUGCUCUGUGUGUCUGGUUGUGGGCUUUUCUUUGCCUGUGUGCAGCUGGCGUUUGUGGGGUCUCUUAUGCCUGAUAUCGCCCGUGAUAUGUGUCUCAGCGAUUCGACAACUGGAUGGCUGAGAGGGUCGGUCUUCAUCGGAGUCAUCUUGGCCAGUGUCUUGUGGGGGUGUGCUGCCGACCUCGGCUCCAGACGUACAUCCCUCGGAGUAUGCCUUGCGAUUGCCGGUCUCUCGAUGGCAAUAGCAGCUGGCUUCGCCCAAAGCCGCGACGCACUCCUCGUGUUCCUCACCAUCGCUAGUAUUGGUACCGGUGGCGUCAUUUCCAUCCCCUUCGCGUACGUCUUCGAAUUCCUGCCCAGACGGACGGCGCAGAAGACGGCGUGUGCCCUGCUGGCCUUCACGGUCUUUGGAGCCAUGUUUGUUCCCCUGGUGACACCAGCCUUCACCUCGAGUGUUACAAGAAUGGUUUCCUCCGGAGAUUUUUCCCCAAGCACCUUCGCUGAUUGGCGCAUCUUCUGUAUGGUGUUAUCACUUCUGCCACUGUCCUCCGCGAUGCUACUGGCCGCAGCCAUUCUGCCAAGAAGUCCACAUAUUCUGCUAGAGAAAAGACUUUGGGCCAAUGCGAUCCAGACACUGGCAAAAGUUUACUCAUUCAACCACGGUGAAGCAGGAGUUGAAAUGUUCAAAGACAGAGCUAAUGGUUUGUACCGUCUGAAGCGGCAUAUCAGAGAUCGACAGCCGCCCGCCCCGAGCACUCACCUCCAGAGCUGCAUGAGACUAUUGAACACGGGUGUCAAGAAUGUGACGUCCAUCUUGGACAAGAAGACUUUGGUCAUGAUGGCGGGUGCCUUCUCCUUCGCAUUCGGUUACUGUGCGUGGACACUAUGGAUGACAGAUUUCAUCAUUGCGGAUGGACGCAGAUAUAACGCCAGCAUCGUCGCAAAUGCCACCUUCAGCGACACGACAUUCACGAAAUUACUGGAGAAGCAGAUAUUCAUCAACACAAGUUUUCAGAAUGUCACUUUCCUCGGCAUCCAUCUCCGCGACUUGUCGUACACGGGAUGCUCCUUCACCGAGUGCGUCUUCGAAAACGUGGCCAGCGAUGCGACGCUCUUCACCCGCUGUCUCUUCGUGAACACGCGCUUCCGUAACACGGACUUCCAGCCGCCACGCCAGUUCGUGGGUGGUACGGAGCUGGUGAAUUCCAGCCUAGCAGCACCGGGGGUUAGGGACCGUGGAUGUUCGGUGGAUGUGCCCUUCGCCCCGGACCGGGCUUACUGGCGGGUACUCUCCGGGCACUGUGGUGGUUUCUUGGGCCUCUUUCUGUCAGUUCUCGUUAGCCGAGUAAUUGAGACAUGGCGACUAUUCAUGUGUGGCGCCCUCAUCACAGCCGUGACAAUACUCUUCGGAUUCUUUCCGCUGACGGGCUGGACUGCGGCUGCGCACCUCUUCUGCCUCCAGUUUGGCGGGUUUAUGGCCUGGAGCGCCCUCACCGUCCAAGCAGCAAUGUCAUUCCCAACCAACAAAAGGGCGACUGGAUUGGCUAUACUAGUUUCUGCGGUUACAACGGGCGGUCUGCUAGGUUUUGUUGCCGUGGUGGCGCUGCCGAAGGUUGCUGACGUCAUCGUGACGGCAGUGGCUGUCCUAACCAGUGCAGCGUGUUCAUAUUUCUUCCAACGCCGUUCCCAAGACGAGAGACAGCAUUCAUAACUACAGUUGAGAAAGAAGUGUGGUCGAGUGUGAAUUAAAAUCACCUUCCCACGAUUGUUAAUUUUAACACUGGUAGAAGGAACGAUUUUCAGGAGUAUUUGGGCUGUACGUUACAAACUCUUUAAUUUCAAAUAAUAUCACAGAAAAGACUGUAGGUUUCUUUUAAUGAUGAUACAAAAUGACUUCUCCAACUGUAACACCCAAGUCCUAAUUUGUAGCUCCGUCCAAAUUCAGAUCUCUAUAACUAUAAGAAUAUUUACGCUGACAUGCCUACAUACUAGAUUCGAGGCAUAGGAAUGCAUGUCCUGUUAACUUUCUCUGGCCCCUGUAUGCGAUCGAGAGAAGCGGACGAUUUAAUCAUGUAAACAUGGGUUCAUCACUCCAAAAGGCGGCUCCGAUUCCUGAUCGGACCGGAAAGAUUCCGGAAACAAUGGCAAUCAGGAAUCUAGCAGACUUCUGCUGGGGGAAAAAUGCCCUAUGAAGACACAGGUCAGAGGUCAAUGUGGCCACUGAGUAUUUUGUACAUGUGCAUAUCAGGAUUCUUAUCAUUUCAUUACCUGACAUUAUGCAGUCAUGGCUUCCGGAAUGACACAACGUGGGUUCGCACUGAUUUGUAGCUCAAUUGUAGGUCACUGAUGCUGACUGAGGUUAGUACAAGCGUAAAAAAAACAUCGAUUGAUUUGACACUCGAAAUGCACAGUUUCAUCAACAAAACAGUUUCAUCGAAGAUGAAGGUCGAUCAAGUCAAGGUAAAUGUUGUUAAAUCGAUCAAAUUGCUGUAAUAAGUGCACGGUUAUGUCACUUGUAAAAACGUGUGAGUGUGUUUUUUUUUGCACCGUUAGUUGUUAUUUAUUCACCACGAUUAUAGACUGAUAUUUUUUCGGGCCGUUUAUACAUAUAAGACCUAAUACAAAACUCAGUCCUUUAGAAAUGUUUCUCUUUUUUUUCGGAAGACGAACUCUGAAUCUGUUUGCGACACCUAGAUGAAUGCUUUUAACGUUUGUAUGUACCAUAUUGCAGUAUCCAUGCGCAAUAAAUUAAAAGAG
This is a messenger RNA of Patiria miniata (bat star), 3210 nucleotides long. Its product is annotated as synaptic vesicle glycoprotein 2A-like. Gene Ontology annotation, molecular function: transmembrane transporter activity. The transcript has 11 exons. Gene Ontology annotation, biological process: transmembrane transport. The coding region runs from base 68 to 2164 and encodes 698 amino acids. The record is from RefSeq and is a predicted model, not a curated record. Lineage: Eukaryota; Metazoa; Echinodermata; Asteroidea; Valvatida; Asterinidae.